Molecule: messenger RNA, 2046 nt
Organism: Drosophila ficusphila
Lineage: Eukaryota; Metazoa; Arthropoda; Insecta; Diptera; Drosophilidae
Exons: 2
Coding region: 1-2046 (681 amino acids)
Source: RefSeq, a predicted model, not a curated record
AUGCACCUGGAAUGUACGAACAUUGUACAGACUGACUUUAAUGCCAAGAUUGGGCGAGAAAGUGUCUUUGGAGCAACUGUCGGGCAAUUUAGCCUGCAUGAGACUACCUCGAGCAAUGGACUCAGACUAAUUGGCUUUGCCGCAUCGCACAAUAUGGUGGUACGUAGCACUGGUUUUCGUCAUCUAGACAUUCAUAAAGCAUCCUGGAUUGCGCCCGAUCGACUGACUCGUAAUCAGAUCGAUCAUGUUGUGAUUGAUGCACGGCAUGCAUCUAGCAUACUUGACGUACGGUCUUUUCGGGGUCCCAAUAUAGACUCUGACCACUGGCUCGUUGCAGCCAAGGUUCGCACACGGCUAUGUGUGUCGAAGAUUGUACGCCGAGGUUUGUCAAGAAAGCCGGACUUCGAAAAACUGCACUCACAACAGACGAAGGAUGCGUUCUCCACUCGACUCGCUGGCUUACUGAGCCAGCCCUCUCCAAUACCUGAAAGUAUUAGUGAUAUGUGGGCGCACAUAUCUCACUCCCUGCAAGCCUCCGCGGAUGAAGUGCUUGGUUUCCAGGGCCCUCCCGUAGGGAACCCAUGGUACGACCAGGAAUGCCGUGAAGCUACAGCUGCAAAAGACGCUGCAUACCAAAGAACGCUGCAAGCUGGAGCCACCCGUGCCCUGGUGGAUGCCUACAGGAUAAGGAGAAGAGAAGAAAAACGCCUUUUCAGACGCAAGAAACGGGAACUCGAAAGGCGUGAAUGUGAGAGUAUAGAGUGUAGUAGAGACAGGAAUGAUGCGCGCAAUUUUUACCAGAGGGUCAAGCUUCUGACCCAAGGUUUUAAGACCGGUGGGUUUGCGUGUAGAGAUGAUGACGGAAACCUGGUCGCUGACAAGGACAUUGUACUGAAGUUAUGGAGGGAUCACUUCUCCACACUAUUGGCUGGCGAUGCUCCAAGCCUCGGAGACAGUGAUUCACUAACCCCGAUCGAUGAUGACACCGAUAUACCGGCCCCGAGUCAUAUUGAAGUCGCAGCCGCCAUACAGCGGUUAAAGAACAAUAAAGCUCCUGGCGCUGAUGGCCUAUCAGCUGAAUUGUUCAAGGCAGGUGGCGAUGUGUUGGUAGGGUGCAUGCACCAACUCAUUUGCAGGAUAUGGCUCAUGGAAAAUAUGCCCAAUGAUUGGAACCUCAGUCUGAUCUGUCCCAUCCUGAAGAAGGGUGAUGCCACACAGCGCACCAAUUACCGUGGCAUUAGCCUUCUACCCGUCGCAUACAGGGUCCUCACGAGCGUAUUGUGUGAAAAACUGAAACCACAUGCUGAGGCACUGAUUGGACCUUAUCAGUGCGGUUUCCGACCUGGUAAAUCCACCAUGGACCAGAUUUUUACACUGCGACAAAUCCUGGAGAAGUCGCACGAGAACCAAAUCGACACUUAUUAUCUUUUUGUCGACUACAAAGCCGCAUUCGAUAGCCCGCGACGCGAUCUCCUAUAUGCCGCCAUGUCUGAGCUUGGUAUUCCUGCAAAGUUGACGCGACUUUGCAGAAUGACAUUGAGCAACACCAACAGCUCUGUCAAGGUAGGACACGACCAGUCCGAAACCUUCAAUACUAAGCUAGGUCUCAGACAAGGGGAUUCGCUCUCAUUGCUUCUAUAUGGGGCAGAAGCCUGGACAGUAACACAACCAGAUGCAGCAGCUCUUGAAGUAUUCGAGCGAAAAAUUCUUCGAAAAAUCUUCGGUCCUGUUUGCGUUGGCGAUACCUAUCGUAUCAAAUGGAACCACGAGUUGUAUGAGCUGUACGAUGACAUUGAUGUAGUCAGCAGGAUGAACAUCCAGCGACUCCGUUGGCUAGGUCAUGUGGUACGCAUGGAAGAGGUAGCUCCAGCUCGGAAGGUGUUUGAAGCGGUGGUAAGCGGACAACGUAGGAGGGGAAGACCAAGGAUUCGAUGGCAGGACCAAGUGAUUCAACCCAUUGCAUCACUUGGUAUUGCCAACUGGCGUAGACGCGCCCAGGACAGGGACGCGUGGAGGGAACUAAUGCAUCAGGCUGUGACCCGUUAG